Scomber scombrus (Atlantic mackerel) is the source of this 1441-nucleotide messenger RNA. It is a transcript of the gene cfap298, whose product is annotated as cilia and flagella associated protein 298. The transcript is spliced from 8 exons. Lineage: Eukaryota; Metazoa; Chordata; Actinopteri; Scombriformes; Scombridae. The coding region runs from base 137 to 997 and encodes 286 amino acids. The record is from RefSeq and is a predicted model, not a curated record. Gene Ontology annotation, biological process: regulation of cilium movement.
UGACAGCAGCUACUGUUGUAAUUGUAAACAACGUGUGAGCCCAGUCUGAACAGCGGGGGGAACAUCUUGUGUUUGUCUUUGAACCACACGGUGUAUUUUAGGAGGUAAACAGGCGGACAGGAGCUAACUCUGCGAGAUGGUGCUGCUGCAUUUGAAGCGCGGAGAUGAGAGCCAGUUUCUUUUCAACACCACAGUGGACGCGCCUCUGGAGACGGCCAUCAAGCAAAUUACUGCUAUUUACAACGGGAGGCUCAAAGUGGACAGAAUAUGUUCAGAGAUCCCAGAGCUAGCAGACCACGGCAUUACUCUGCCACCCAACAUGCAGGGGCUGACAGGGGAGCAGAUUGUGGAGCUGAACCUGAGAGAUGAAUGGGAAGAUAAUUGUGUGCCCAGCGGAGGACCGGUACUGAGGAAGGAUGAGAUCGGUAGGAGGAAUGGACAAGCUCCAAAUGAUAAAAUGAAGGAGGUAUUAAUGAGAACAAUGGAGGAGGCAAAGGCACUUAUCUCUAAAAAACAAGUUCCAGCUAAUGUGUGCCUUACCAUGGAGAUGGUAAAAGAAGCUCUAGAUCUGCUAAGGGGUGCGGUCAUGAUUGUGUAUCCCAUGGACCUGCCUCCUCAUGACCCUAUCAGGAUGGAGUUUGAGGACCGGGAAGACCUUUCAGGAACACAGGUGAUCACGGAGGGCGAGUGCCAGCUAUGGUGGGCUGGCAAAGAGAUGCAGAGAGGGAAAAAACUGCAGGACUACAUAGGCAAAAAUGAAAAGACCAAACUUGUGAUUAAAAUCCAAAAGAAAGGGCAGGGGGCACCAGCGAGAGAGCCUCUGCUCACUGAUGAGCAGCAGAAAAACAUGAUGAUGCAUUACCACAGAAGACAGGAGCAGCUCAAGAAACUGCAGGACGCAGAUGAUGAUAGCUAUCACGACUCAGACUGGUCUGACAGACAGGCCCUCAAAAGACAGUUUCAAGGCCUCACAAACAUAAAAUGGGGACCGAGAUAAAGACGACUGCCACUCUGAUUGCCACCUUGGAACCGCUGCUCUUCCUUGUUCCUCUACUACGAUGUGUAUGCAACCGACUAAGAUGCCUUAUGAAGAUCUUGACGUCUGUCUGUGUCUUCCAGAGAAUAUUAUGCACAGCAAAUGUGUUCAAACAACAAUUCAUGCACAGAAAGAUGGUGUUGUGUAAAUGCUGAGUUUCUGGCAAUAAAAACGAGCAGUUUACUGAAAUGUAAAGAAUGUGUUGGACACCUUGUAUGAAAAAACGGGUAAUGACAUCACGCUGACGCAGAUAUUAUAAACCUGAUUUAUUUGAUAUUGAAUCUGAUCCUGUACACCUGAUUGUAUCACCCUGUUAUAAGUUACAUUUUUUAAAUUGAAGCUGUGAAAACAAAAUAAACGUUAAUCUAAGUUUCCAUUUGUGUGUUAAGAAUAUAAUAGAAUAAC